AUGCCCCUGCUCGGUUCCCACAUGUCGGCCGCCGGCGGCUGUUACAAAGCGGUCGAAGCCGCCGCGGCCGUCGGCUGCGACGUCGUGCAGGUCUUCACCAAGAACAACAACCAGUGGAACGCCAAGCCGCUCACCGACGCGGAUUGUGACGCGUUCAAGACGGCCCUUGCCGAGCGGAACAUCACGCACCCGAUCUCGCACAACUCGUACCUCAUCAACCUCGGCUCGCCCGACGACGAGUUGUGGAAAAAAUCGAUCGACGCGAUGGUUGUCGAGCUGCUGCGGGCCGAGCAGCUCGGCAUCCCCUACGUGGUCGCGCACCCGGGAGCGUUCACGACCAGCAGCGAAGAGGCCGGCAUCAAGCGGAUCGCCAAGGGGCUCGACGAGGUCCACAAGCAGACGAAGAAGGUCGAGGCCCAGGUGCUGCUGGAGACGACCGCGGGGCAGGGGUCGCACCUCGGCUGGCGCUUCGAGCAUCUCGCCGACAUCAUCGCCAAGGCGACGAUGCGUGAGUUCGACAAGCUCGUCGGCUGCGACCGCAUCAAGGCGUUCCACCUUAACGAUUCGUUAAAACCCUUCGGCGCCCGCAAAGACCGCCACGCGGCGAUCGGCGAGGGCGAGAUGGGCCUCGAACCCUUCCGCCACCUGCUGAACGACAAGCGAUUCAAAAAAACGCCGAU
Molecule: messenger RNA, 680 nt
Organism: Symbiodinium sp. CCMP2456
Lineage: Eukaryota; Dinophyceae; Suessiales; Symbiodiniaceae
Source: the annotation of a GenBank genome assembly